CAUAGAGAAAUGAAUUAUUUGUCUAUGAAAAUAUCUGUGUUCGAGAUUGCUGCAAAUGGUAGUCUACUUGUAUUAUUGACCUCUAACAAGAUAUUCCUAUUAUAAUCGAUUCCACAUAAAUAGGAAAACGAUAACAAUGUUGUCCAGAGCCCUAUUGUCAGGUCAAAAUGCUCGAUCUCUUGUCUUCUUAGGAGCAAGAGCUUCAGGUACAUCUGCCAGCACAGCUGUAGCAUCUCAAACACCAGAAGGUAAUCUACCUGAAUGGAGAAGACCUGUUCGUGGUGAACCUGGUAAAGUUCGUAUGGGAUUCAUCCCGGAAGAAUGGUUCCAAUUAUUUUAUAAAAAAACUGGAGUCACUGGACCUUAUACUUUGGGUGUCACAUUUUCCACUUACUUACUGAGCAAAGAAAUUUUUGUAUGUGAACAUGAAUAUUAUAAUGGAAUUUCUCUAGCUAUUAUGUGCGUUGUUGGAGUGAAAAUGUUGGGACCUAAAUUAGCUGCAUAUUUGGAUAAAGAAAUUGAUGCCUACGAAAACAUGUGGGAAUCAAGUCGUCAAGAGUAUAAAGAUUCAAUCAGUAACUGCAUUGAAGGAGAAAAGAAAAGUCAGAAGAGUAUGGAAGCUCAAGAAUUACUACUUCAAGCUAAAAGGGAAAAUGUUGCCCUUCAACUAGAAGCUGAUUAUCGAAGGAGGCUCAUGGUUGCUUAUAAUGAUGUCAAAAGAAGACUAGAUUACCAAGUUGAAAAGCUCAAUAUUGAAAAGAGAGUCACACAGAAGAACUUGGUUGAAUGGGUGGUUGCUAAAGUAGAAUCCUCCAUUACACCUGAUCAGGAUAAACAGAAUAUUGAUAAGUGCAUUUCAGAUUUGGCUGCUAUGGCUAAAGCCUAGAAUAUGCUUUAAUUAUAAGUGUACAGUACUGUCAUAUUGAAAAUUUGGAAGAAUUCCAUUUAAAUAUAUGUAUGAAGAAA
Messenger RNA from Harmonia axyridis, 966 nucleotides. Its product is annotated as ATP synthase subunit b, mitochondrial-like. The record is from RefSeq and is a predicted model, not a curated record. The transcript has 4 exons. The coding region runs from base 137 to 886 and encodes 249 amino acids. Gene Ontology annotation, biological process: proton motive force-driven ATP synthesis. Gene Ontology annotation, molecular function: proton transmembrane transporter activity. NCBI's taxonomy places the organism in Eukaryota, Metazoa, Arthropoda, Insecta, Coleoptera, Coccinellidae.